Molecule: messenger RNA, 2317 nt
Organism: Ruditapes philippinarum (Manila clam)
Lineage: Eukaryota; Metazoa; Mollusca; Bivalvia; Venerida; Veneridae
Product: membrane progestin receptor gamma-like
Exons: 2
Coding region: 290-1279 (329 amino acids)
Cellular component (GO): membrane
Molecular function (GO): signaling receptor activity
Source: RefSeq, a predicted model, not a curated record
UGAACAUAAUUAUAUUGUGGUCAUUUUGUGAAAAGUGGGGAUUUCUGUUAAAUUAAAUAGUGAUUGUUUUGUGAAAAGUGGGGAUUUCUGAUAAAUAUAUUCUGAUCAUAAUUUUGUGAGAAGUAGUGAUUUUAAGUAGUCUAAGACUAGUGACAAAUAAUUGACAACAAAAAAAGGAGGAUUUUGACAUUAUUUUGUUAAUAUUUUGAACAGUACAUGGAUAGGGUCCAAUCAAGGUAAUGGAUUUCAUUUGGAGAAGAUAGUGUUCAAAAUAUACAAACAGGCAACAAUGUUUGUUGCGGGGACAACGGGGCUUGGUGGACCCUUGUUUCACAAAGAUCAGGUUCCAGAACACUUCCAUGAGAGCUAUAUUGUCAACGGUUAUAGGAACCCAAAAAGUCCUCCAUUCCAGUGCUUACUGAGCGUGUUUGAUGCCACGAACGAGACCCUCAACUUCUGGACACAUUUUUUACCAUCAUGGUAUUUUAUGUGGAUAUUAAAAGAUCUGUCUUACACGUUAGACUUUCAGCAUGACAGUUACACUUGGCCAUUACUGGGAUAUAUGUGUAUGUGUUGCAUUUACCCUCUAGCAAGCUCUAUUGCACACACCUUUAACACGAUGUCUGAUAAAGCGCGGCAUGUAUGCUUCUUUAUGGACUACAGUGCUAUCGCUGCGUCUGCAUUUGGCACGGCUUUAGCUUAUAGAGCGUACUCAUUCCCAUCAGAUUUCCGCUCUGGAUUUUUUGGUGAUAUGUUUUUGAUAGUAGCUUUCAUUAAUUCCAUUUUAUGCAUCGUUAUAUCAUGUAAAACCAGAUUUAUGCAACUAAGUACAUUCCGGAAAGUGAUAAGAAUCGGGUCAUUAGGGUUGCCAUGCAUUUACACAACUAUACCAACUACAUAUCGCCUCAUAUUCGGAUCUGAACUAGACAUGAAUUUAACGUCCAAUUAUCAACAUACAGUGAGCAUAAUUUUCAUGUACAUUGCCGGAUUUCUUUACGGGACCCAUUUUCCGGAACGCAUGUUUCCAGGAAGUUUUGAUAUUAUUGGACAUAGCCAUCAGCUUUUUCACGUGUGCGUGAUCCUAGGUACAAUGACACAGAUGCAGGCCAUUCUUUAUGAUAUGCAGGAACGGAAACAAGAACUUACGGCGACCUGGGAAUUUUCCGACCCCUCAUCCAGUAUAGGUAUGCUAGGUGCCGUACUUUUUACAAAUACAGUCUUUGUGAUAAUAUAUACAAUGUUUUUGUAUAGGAAAUCAAACAAAGAAAAAUCAUGUUGAUAAAUGUUUUUGUAUCUGUUAAUAUCGCCAAAAGUUCCGAUGGUUGUUUUUGAUACUGUUCUGUUUGAAGCUGUUAAAUGUUGUUUUUUGUCUAUUGUAUUGGUUAUUGGAUAAUUUUUUUUGAUAGAUAUUCCUUUUUGUUAAAGCUACAUGUACAUUACUUCGAAUUUUUAAGAUAUUAUUUACAAAAUAAAGAGCAUACUGAAAAUAAUCAUAGUAAUUUGUGAGCAAUUAUAUCUUGCAUAUUCUUUGUUCAAAUUGUUUGCUUAAUAUUGAAAACAAAGAAAGCAUCAAAUUUGCUAUUUUCUUUUUUCUGAGGGAAAAAAUUUCAAACAUUGCUGGGCCUUUAAAAAUCUAAAAUGUCAAUGAUUAUGUUUUCUAAAUCCAAACUACAAUACUGAACUUUCCAGAAAUGACUUAAUUAUACCCAGUGAUGCUAUGAGGUGCUUUUUUCACAAGUAUUUACCAUGCAUACAUGUAGUUCAGUUGAAAUGUUGUUUUUUUAUUAUUGAAUGAACAUUUAUAAGGUAUUCUUUUUAAGUAAAAUGAAAUGUGUGAAUGCAGUGAGUGUAGUUUAAAAUUGCUUAUCAAAUAACAAAUUAAACCAGCUUAUUUUGUAAAUUGUUGAAAUCGAGAAAACAAAAAGAACUGAAGAAGUGGAAAAUGUAGAAUCUCAUAUACUGAUACAGAAUUAACAAAAAUUAUAUUUUGUAUUUAAUUCACAAAUCAUUGUUGUUUUUACAUUGUAUAUGUAAGAAAUUCAUAUAAUUGUAAAAAAAUUAAGUUAAUGAAGACCUUUAUUAUAUUACUGCCAUGAAGUUUGAUAUUUAAUGAUAUUUUAGGGAGAAAUUAUUAUUUGGUUUACAUUGAUAUUAGAGGGUCCGGGAGAAGUUAUUGUUUAGUUUAUACUGAUAUUUGAGGGAGAAGUUAUUAGUUAUUGUAGCUAAAUUAUUUCAUUGUAUGAUGAAUGCAAAAUUCAGUCUUAAUAUGUUUUAUAUAAUGAUUUAAAAGGAUAUUUGAGGAUAUUUAUAGGAUGGG